AUGGAUGAUGAGGAGCGGAAGUUGGAACUUUUGCGUCAUUAUCGGUAUUUUGUCGCUCCCUGGCUAGAUAUCUGCGACCUGAAACAUCCUUUUGGGAUCAUAGUCACUCAAAUGGCGACACGCUCUGAGCAGAUCUUGUCGACGUUGCUGACGCUAUCGGAAGCAUCUAUCCUUCACCAGAAUCACCAACAGCCUAAUGCACUCAAUCGUGGAAGACCUUUACUCAGACCUAUACACCUUAGGUCUGAGCUUGCUUCUGAACUCACGGAGACGGCACUUUUAUCAAUUCUAGAGAGGUUGCAUUUCUUAGUGUCCGACCUUUCUCACGGUUGGAGCACUUUGCAGAAUGACAACCUCUGCUUGCUAGAGCCUCUGCUUGAACAUUCUUUGCUCUUGAACAUCGAAUCAUCUAUUUAUUGGAUGUUUCUCAGACUAGACUUGAGUGUAGCGCUUGCGAAUGACACGGCCCUUCAGAUCCCAAUUCCCUCCGGCCCUGUGCCAAACCUGGAACUGCUGUCACGUACCCAUGAUACUCAUGAAAGAGUCUCGCUUUAUGCACGUGUCCUUCUUUGGCUCUUUGGAAAAGCAUUGAUGGUAUGCCAUGAACAACACAGCCCACGCAACUUUCCUGGUUGCCAUCAGAUCCUGGACAGUUGGCUCCAAGCGUUCGAUGAACUCGACCGGUGGUAUGCUUCACGGCCACAAGAGUUUCGCCCAUUGGUUGAGCUAGAGGGCGAUGACCAUAUCUCAAAUACAGGAAGCGGGUUUCCUCUGGUAGUCUUUGCUAAUGGAGUGGGUGCAUACUGCAACCAGCUCUAUCACACCGCUGCGCUCUUGCUUCUGCAAUGCAAGCCACGCACCGCGCUCCUCAACCCACAGGCUCGAUAUCUCUCUCCUCUCUGGCAUUCUCAGCGAAUUUGCGGCAUUGCACUAAACAAUGACUGCCGUGACUGCUGGGAUCCUUGUCUGGUCGCCUCCUUCCUCGUUUCUGCGCGGACUAUGACACACGAAUCCCAGCAGAAUGCAAUUCUGCAGGGCUUUGAGCGAAUCUACUCAAACACUGGGUGGAAUAUAGGCCAGUAUCUGAGCGAUCUUCAGCAGGACUGGUCGUUUCUGGAUGGCGUCUGACGUGCUUCGCCUGUAGUGUGAUGUACCUGGCAAGAUAUCAUAGACAUGGUGCUCCAUCAUGCAAACGUUAUCGGCAGCCCCAAGCAGAUUCCAAAUCGCGGAUCCGCCAACAUGUU
Messenger RNA from Aspergillus brunneoviolaceus CBS 621.78, 1244 nucleotides. RefSeq lists its product as uncharacterized. Gene Ontology annotation, molecular function: transcription cis-regulatory region binding; DNA-binding transcription factor activity. Lineage: Eukaryota; Fungi; Ascomycota; Eurotiomycetes; Eurotiales; Aspergillaceae. The transcript has 3 exons. The record is from RefSeq and is a predicted model, not a curated record. Bases 1 to 1128 code for a protein of 375 amino acids. Gene Ontology annotation, cellular component: nucleus. Gene Ontology annotation, biological process: positive regulation of transcription by RNA polymerase II.